Molecule: messenger RNA, 756 nt
Organism: Condylostylus longicornis
Lineage: Eukaryota; Metazoa; Arthropoda; Insecta; Diptera; Dolichopodidae
Exons: 1
Coding region: 1-756 (251 amino acids)
Source: RefSeq, a predicted model, not a curated record
AUGAAAUCAGAACUAGAUUUAUUUACAAGUCCACCAAUACAAGCAAGCAUUCUAAAAUCUGAAGAGGUUUCAUACAAUCCUAUUGCUUCUCUGGAUAGUCCCUCAACAAUAAAAUUCGUUUCAUUAGGUCAUGGUGACACAUACAGGGAUUUGUCUUCAACAUAUCUAAAACUGAAAGUUCAAUUCUUAAAAAAAGAUGGAUCACCGCGGCAUGAUGAUAAGGGUACAGAUGGAAAAAUCCUUCAACAACCCAGUGUAGUGAAUAAUCUAUUACAUUCUAUAAUUAAGCAGUGCAAUGUACAACUCAAUGGUAAAAAUAUCACUCCGUCAGAUGGAAAUUACCAUUAUAGAGCUUAUAUUGAAUCAUUGUUAAAUUAUGGAACUGAUGCUGCAACAACUCAUUUGGAAUGCGCUGGAUGGAUUUUAGAUAAACCGAAUAUAGCUAGAUCUGACAAUAAUGGUUCAAAGGAACGUCAAAAACUACAUCAUAACAGUAAUAUUGUUGAACUCAUGGGAAAACUCCGUGUCGAUAUGUUUAAUCAACCUACGCUUCUAAUAAACAAUGUUGAUAUUCGAAUUCUAUUCACAUUAGAAAAACCAGAUUUUUUCUUAAUUGCGGACGACUCGGAGGAAUCGCAACUAAAAAUUGUAGAAGCCAAUUUAUUUAUGAGACAUGUAACUAUAAAUCCUAGCGUAUUACUAGCCCAUAAUGCAGUUUUGAAAAAGCAAAUGCUAAAUAUCAUUAUAAAAGAGUAG